GUGCUCCAGGGGAAACGGGCUCAGGGAAGACCACUCAGAUUCCUCAGUAUCUCUAUGAAGCUGGAAUUGGCCACCAAGGCAUCGUUGCUGUGACCCAGCCACGAAGAGUAGCUGCCAUAUCCUUAGCCACCAGAGUCUCAGAUGAGAAGAAGACAAAGCUGGGGAAACUGGUUGGCUAUACGGUACGCUUUGAAGAUCUUACAUCUGAAGAAACUAGAAUCAAGUUCCUAACGGAUGGGAUGCUUCUCCGAGAAGCCAUUGGGGACCCCUUGCUGCGCAAAUACAGCAUUGUCAUUCUGGACGAAGCUCAUGAGAGGACAAUACACACUGAUGUACUCUUUGGAGUGGUCAAAGCAGCACAAAAGAAGCGGAAGGAGCUGGGCAAAUUGCCACUCAAAGUGGUCGUCAUGUCGGCUACCAUGGAUGUAGACCAGUUCUCUCAAUACUUCAACGGAGCUCCAGUCCUCUACCUAGAAGGCCGGCAACAUCCUAUCCAGAUCUUUUACACCAAACAGCCUCAGAGUGAUUACCUCCAGGCAGCACUGGUAUCAGUCUUCCAGAUCCAUCAGGAAGCACCUUCUUCUCAGGACAUCCUUGUGUUUCUGACGGGUCAGGAAGAGAUCGAAGCAAUGACUAAAACUUGCAGAGACAUUGCAAAGCAUCUCCCUGAUGGCUGCCCGCAGAUGGUGGUGUUGCCUCUGUAUGCUUCACUGCCCUACUCACAGCAACUCCGGGUCUUUCAGGCUGCACCCAAGGGGUAUCGCAAAGUGAUCCUGUCAACCAACAUUGCAGAAACCUCCAUCACCAUCACAGGAAUAAAAUUUGUAUUGGACACGGGCAUGGUUAAAGCAAAGAAGUACAACCCUGAAAGUGGCCUAGAGAUACUGGCAGUUCAGCGUGUGUCAAAAGCCCAGGCCUGGCAGCGGACGGGGCGAGCAGGACGAGAGGACAGUGGGACCUGUUACCGGUUGUACACGGAGGACGAGUUUGAGAAGUUUGAUAAAAUGACGAUACCCGAGAUACAGAGGUGUAACUUGGCCAAUGUGAUGCUGCAGCUCCUGGCUCUUAGAAUUCCCAAUGUGCUUACUUUUGAUUUUAUGGCCAAACCAUCUCCAGAUGCGGUUCAAGCAGCCAUUGAGCAACUGGAUCUGCUGGGGGCUGUGGAACGGAAGGAGGAUCAGCUUGUUCUGACUCCACUGGGAAGGAAGAUGGCAGCAUUUCCUCUGGAACCCAAGUUCUCUAAAACCAUCCUCAUGUCUCCCAAGUACCACUGCACAGAGGAGAUCCUGACCAUCAUAUCCCUGCUGUCCGUGGACAGUGUGCUUUACAAUCCCCCAUCCCGGCGGGAUGAAGUGCAGUCUGUCAGGAAGAAGUUCAUCUCCAGUGAAGGGGAUCAUCUUACCCUGCUCAGUGUCUACAGGGCCUUCAAAAAUGUCAGCGGCAAUAAGGAGUGGUGCAAAGAGAACUUUGUGAAUGGCCGGAAUAUGCUGCUAGUAUCGGAUGUCAGAGCUCAGCUCAGGGACAUAUGUGUAAAGUUCUCCAUGCCCAUCGAGUCCUCCCGCUCGGAUACAGGGAACAUCCGCCGCUGCCUAGCUCAUAGCCUCUUUAUGAAUGCUGCAGAGCUACAGCCAGAUGGCACCUAUGUCACUGCAGACACCCACCAGCUGGUGGCCAUCCACCCAUCCUCUGUCCUCUUCCACUGCAAGCCAGCCUGUGUCCUUUACAAUGAACUGCUUCACACCAACAAAUGCUACAUGCGGGACCUGUGUGUGGUGGAUGCAGACUGGCUGUAUGACGCUGCACCAGAUUAUUUCCGUAGGAAGCUAAGAACAGCCAAGAACUGACCAGUACUUGGCGAUGUUGGACCAUCUGCCUGGGAUUUUUAGGGUCACAGUCAGAUGUUUUUUGUAAUGAACAUACAGAAGCAAGAGAACUUUGCUUUGGCAAUCAGGUACAACCUUACAGAAAAACAGCUUCGUCCUGAAAGCUGGACCUCACGAAUCUCCACUGGCUUAGAACAAUCAUCCUUUGUUACAAGGAAUUAUGUAAGGGCGAACAUAAUGUAUGUAGUGUGUGUAUGUGUGUGUAUAUAGGUAUAU
Gavialis gangeticus (Gharial) is the source of this 2099-nucleotide messenger RNA. It is a transcript of the gene DHX33, whose product is annotated as DEAH-box helicase 33. Gene Ontology annotation, cellular component: nucleolus; intracellular anatomical structure. The record is from RefSeq and is a predicted model, not a curated record. Lineage: Eukaryota; Metazoa; Chordata; Crocodylia; Gavialidae. The transcript has 12 exons. Gene Ontology annotation, molecular function: RNA binding. Gene Ontology annotation, biological process: positive regulation of transcription by RNA polymerase I. The coding region runs from base 240 to 1844 and encodes 534 amino acids.